AUGAUUCCUUGUGAUAGUGAGAUUAAGAUUGACUUUGACUCAAUUUUUAGAAGAACUGAUCAGGAUGAGAAGCCAGGAUUAUUAGUUGAGGAUAAAGACCUCAACAAAACCACUGUUCUGAGUAAUGGACGUCCCACCAUGAUGAUUCCUUGUGAUAGUGAGAUUAAGAUUGACUUUGACUCAAUUUUUAGAAGAACUGAUCAGGAUGAGAAGCCAGGAUUAUUAGUUGAGGAUAAAGACCUUCUCAAUAUUAUAGGUUUUAUAGGUAUUAUAGGUUUUGGAAUACAGAAGACAGAUCAAGGUCAGUGGGUGGCUCCACUCCCUUUUCGAUCUACCAGGAAAACCUUGCCAAACAACAAGGAAGCAGCUGAACGGCGUGCCAGAUCCUUUGAUGCAAGUUUGAAGCACAAUGAACAAAAACGCGAGCAUGUGAUUGACUUUAUGCAGAAGUUAUUUGUUAAUAACCAUACAGAAAAGGCCCCAGAUUUGGAUGAAGGAAACGAAUGCUGGUAUCUUCCGCUCCUUGGAGUAUACCAUCCCAAAAAGCCAGACAGCAUAAGAAUGGAUUUUGAUUCAUCUGCCAAAUUCUGUGAUGUAUCUCUAAAUGAUGUGCUUCUCAAAGGACCCGACCUUAGCAAUAGCUUGCUAGGAAUCUUGAAGCGAUUCAGAAAGGAAGCAGUAGCAGUAACAAUGGAUGUGGAACAAAUGUUCUAUAACUUCAAAGUGAGCCCAGAACAGAGAGACUUUUUGAGAUUUUUGUGGCACGAGGAUAAUGAUUUCAACCGCCCACUUACUACCUUCCGUAUGACAGUGCACGUCUUUGGGAAUAGCCCCUCACCCUCCGUCACCACUUAUGGUCUGCGAAAAUCAGUAGAAUCAUCCAGUGAAGACCUCAAAGAUCUCAUAAACAAUAUUUUUUAUGUUGACGAUGGUCUAUUGUCAUGUUUCAGUGAGGAAGAAGCCAUACAUGUAAGCCUUGUACAUAGGGCAAAGGACGCGCUUAAUGAAGGAGGGGAGUUAAGACUUCACAAAUUCGCAUCGAAUAGCAGAACACUUCUCGAUUCAUUUCCAUCAAAUGACCUCACCAAGAACCUGAAAUACCUUGACCUCGGUGCAGCGUCACUACCACUACAGAGAAGUUUAGGACUUUUAUGGGAUACAGACUCAGAAGUCUUUUUGUUUAAGGUGUCAGAUGAGCAGAAACCUUUUACCAAGCGUGGAGCAUUAUCCAUCAUCAAUAGUAUCUACGAUCCGAUAGGUUUUGCUCAACCAGUUAUAAUCAGGGGCAAAAUACUGCUGAGAAACAUGGUCUCCUCCCCAUCAAAAUUGGACUGGGAUGAUCCCUUACCUGACUCUCUCUACAAGGAAUGGAAAUCCUGGGUACAAUCGUUGCCAGAGUUAGAGGAGUUCCAGAUUCCCAGACAGAACAGUUCUCAGUCAUUUGAGGGCGCCCAGAAGAGAGAGGUGCAUAUCUUUGCAGAUGCAUCUAAAGAAGCCAUCGCAGCCGUGGCAUUCUUGAAGUUGUAUGGCAUGAGUCCAGAUUCCUGCACAACAAGUUUUCUCUUGGGAAAAGCAAAGGUUGCGCCAUUUAGUGGGAAUACAGUGCCUAGACUCGAAUUAUGUGCUGCGGUUUUGGCAGUUCAGUUGGCAGAUGUCAUCCAUGAACAGUUGAAGAUAGAUAGAAAACAUUUUUCUUUCUAUUCCGACAGUCAAGUGGUACUUGGGUACAUAACAAAUGAGAAUAGAAGGUUCUACAUUUAUGUAGCAAAUCGAGUGAGUCGCAUCAGAAUGUCAAGUCAGCCCUCGCACUGGAAUUACAUAGCAUCUGAACUCAACUCAGCAGAUGUUGCUACAAGAAGUGUGAAAGCAUCUCAACUAGCAGACAGUAUGUGGAUCAAAGGACCAGACCUGUCAGCAGAAUCCCAUUCCACAUCUGCUCUAGACUAUUACCCUCUCAUCAACCCAGAGAUAGAUAAAGAGUUGCAACCAGAAGUAAGGUGCUUCAAAACAGAGGAGUUGCAAGACAGGAAGUCCAUGCUUGGAGUUUCCAAUUUUACAAGGUUUUCAGACUGGAGAAAACUUGUGCGAGCAAUAGCUUAUUUAAAGACCUUCAUUAGGAAGUACAAGGGUGUGAAGACUUCCAAUACAGGUGGGAAAAUUUACGACACAGAUAUCGUCUCAGAAACAGAACACUUCAUUAUUCAGACAGUUCAGAAGGAAACCUUUGGCCCAGAGAUUCAAGCCAUUAGAAAAGGAAGAUUACUGAACAGAAGCUCAAUCUUAUCCUUGUCUCCAGUGCUAGGUCCAGAUGGUCUCUUACGUGUUGGCGGGAGGUUAAAGGGCAACAGCAUUGUUGACAACUUAUCCAAACAUCCGAUAAUCAUCCCUAAGGACCACUUAUCCAAACAUCCGAUAAUCAUCCCUAAGGACCACCACCUGGCCAAGCUUCUUAUUUACCAUUUUAAUUGCAAAGUUUCACAUCAGGGUCGACACUUCACUGAUGGAGCGGUGCGAGCUCUUGGAUUUUGGAUAGUGGGGUCCAAGUGUAUGAUUUCAUCUGAAAUCAACAAGUGUGUUAUAUGCCGCAAGCUUAGAGGAAAACUUGGAUGGCAACAGAUGGCAUGCUUACCAGUAGACAGAGUGACACCUAGUACUCCAUUGUCAUACGUUGGUGUGGACACAUUUGGACAGUGGGCAAUUGUUCACAGGAGGACCAGAGGAAGUUCAGCCAAUCAAAAACGUUGGGCUUUGUUAUUUACUUGUAUGGUGACCCGAGCAGUACAUAUCGAAGUCAUCGAAGAGUUAUCAAGCGCAGCAUUUAUUAACGCAUUGAGGGGAUUCGUUGCCAUUAGAGGUCCAGUGAUACAGUUAAGGUCAGACCGGGGAACCAAUUUCAUUGGGGCAACACAGGACCUGUCCAUCAAUGCUGAGUUUGUGGAAAAAGGACCAGUUGGGACGUUUCUCUCUAAUUCAGGAACUUCUUGGGUAUUUAACCCACCCCAUGCCUCCCACAUGGGGGUAGCAUGGGAACGUUUUAUAGGAGUGUCCCGCAGAGUACUUGACUCUAUGUUACUACAGAAUCGAGUCGAACUUAACCACGAUGUCUUGGUAACUUUCAUGGCAAGGUUACAGCUAUUGUAA
Molecule: messenger RNA, 3141 nt
Organism: Saccostrea echinata
Lineage: Eukaryota; Metazoa; Mollusca; Bivalvia; Ostreida; Ostreidae
Exons: 1
Coding region: 1-3141 (1046 amino acids)
Molecular function (GO): nucleic acid binding
Source: RefSeq, a predicted model, not a curated record